Helianthus annuus (common sunflower) is the source of this 1407-nucleotide messenger RNA. RefSeq names its product putative 12-oxophytodienoate reductase 11. Gene Ontology annotation, molecular function: FMN binding; oxidoreductase activity. Bases 95 to 1228 code for a protein of 377 amino acids. The record is from RefSeq and is a predicted model, not a curated record. The transcript is spliced from 4 exons. Lineage: Eukaryota; Viridiplantae; Streptophyta; Magnoliopsida; Asterales; Asteraceae.
UGACUUAUAUAUGAUGAGGGGUUGUCAAUAAGGUGAUAUUGAUGAUAUAAACUACGAUCCUCCAAGACUCUCUCCUUGUUAGGUGAGAGGAAAUAUGGAGAAAGAAGAAGCAACAUCUACGGAGUCCAUUCCCCUCCUUACACCAUACACCAUGAAAACUUUUCAUCUUUCCCAUCGGGUUGUUUUGGCACCUCUAUCAAGGCUAAGAUCAUACAACUUUACAGCACAGCCACAUGCCAUUUUGUAUUACAAACAGAGAACAACGAAAGGAGGAUUGUUGAUUGGUGAAGCAUCUGGGAUUUCAGAUACUGCACAAGGACUGCCAAACACACCAGGAAUUUGGAAGAAAGAACACGUGGAAGCAUGGAGACCAAUCGUAGAUGGUGUUCAUGAGAAUGGAGGAAUCAUUUUUUGUCAGCUUUGGCAUUCCGGAAGAGUUUCCAAUACUUGUUUUCAACCAAACGGCCGGUCUCCAAUCUCUAGCACCAACAAGCCAAUUCAAAACCAGCAGUUCAUCGGUGGUUCUGGAGAUGCAGAUUCUCAGUAUUCACCCCCACACAGAUUAACCAUUGAUGAAAUCUCUAAUGUCAUAAACGACUUUCGAACAGCUGCAAGAAACGCAAUGGAAGCCGGUUUUGACGGUGUCGAGAUUCACGGAGCAAACGGAUACUUAGUCGACCAAUUCAUGAAAGAUCAAGUAAACGAUCGGACCGAUCAAUACGGUGGAAGUCUAGAGAACCGUUGCCGGUUUCCACUUGAAGUGGUACAAGCUAUCUCAGAGGAGAUAGGAUGUGAGAGAGUGGGAAUGAGGUUGUCUCCCUUUGCUAACUACAACGACUCAGCUGACUCCGAUCCUCACUCGCUAGGCGUGUUCAUGGCCGAAGCUUUGAGUCAACUCAGGAUCGCUUAUUGUCAUGUGAUUCAACCAAGAAUGGUGACUCAGUUUGAGAGAGUGGAGACUCGGGACAGUUUGGCGUCCAUGAGGAAGGCGUUUAAAGGUACAUUUAUCGUUGCGGGUGGGUACUAUGAUCGAGAGGAAGCUAAUCGUGUGAUUGAAAACGGCGAGGCGGAUCUUGUAGCUUUCGGGCGUGCAUUUUUGGCCAACCCUGAUUUACCUAGAAGGUUUAGGCUGAAUGCACCUUUAAACAUGUAUGAUAGAAGUACAUUUUAUACUGACGAUCCGGUGGUUGGGUACACCGAUUACCCGUUUCUUGAGGAUCCGGUUUGAAUUUGUGUGGGAUCAUUGUCGUAUGGGACUUUGAAUAUAUCACUCUUCACUUAUAAACAAAAUAAUAAUAUGACUAGAAGUAGAAACGAGUCAAGGUGAAGCUUAGCAAAGUUUGUUUAGCUGGCUCAGCUUGUUUAUAAAACGGUGUUAAUAUAAAUAUUUCUUUAUGGAUUGUGUUC